Messenger RNA from Coniophora puteana RWD-64-598 SS2, 1788 nucleotides. RefSeq names its product MFS general substrate transporter. NCBI's taxonomy places the organism in Eukaryota, Fungi, Basidiomycota, Agaricomycetes, Boletales, Coniophoraceae. The coding region runs from base 27 to 1742 and encodes 571 amino acids. The record is from RefSeq and is a predicted model, not a curated record. Gene Ontology annotation, biological process: transmembrane transport. Gene Ontology annotation, molecular function: transmembrane transporter activity. The transcript is spliced from 18 exons.
CCCUUCCUCCCAUUGCUUCAGACAAUAUGUCCCUCGACACGUCCAUUCAACUAGACUUGCCUUCCAUUGGCGCCCUAGAAGCAGACGCGAUCGCAGUUCAGAGUACAAGGGACGCUGCUGGAGAAGUAAACAAACUCAACGUAGAAUGCACCCCACAGGACGGCAUUUCUGAGCGGUAUCUUUCCGGGAAGGAGCUUCUCGUUGCUACUUUCGGUCUUAUGCUUUCGCUUCUUCUUUCGUCCUUAGAUAUGACAAUUGUCAGUACUGCUCUACCCACAAUAGUAUCUGAAUUCGAUGCCUUGAGGCAGGUUACAUGGGUCCCUACAGCGUACUUACUCACGAUGACGGCAUUUACGCUUCCUGUGGGCCAGCUACUCACCAUCUUUCCGACCAAGUUUGUAUACAUCGCUUCCAUUGUGAUCUUCGAACUAGGAAGUCUUCUUUGCGCGGUCGCUAACUCAAUGAAUUUCUUGAUUAUUGGUCGGGCUGUUGCAGGGAUUGGUGCAACUGCGAUUCUGAUAUGCGUGAUUUCUACCAUUGCACAGAUUGCUCGUCUUGAAAUUCGGCCAGCCCUGUUCGGAGCCAUCAGUGUGGUAUUCGCAAUCGCGUCAGUGAUGGGACCGUUAGUUGGUGGUGCAUUUGCAGAGAGAGUAACCUGGAGGUGGUGCUUUUACAUGAACCUCCCCAUUGGGGCACUGUCACUUCUGAUAUCGUACUUCAUGCCAUACAUCAAGGCACCUAGCAACAACUCCGCUGUGGCUAAGUCAACAUUUCAAAAAUUCAAGGAGAUUGACUGGCUGGGGUUCCUCAUAUCUUCCGGCAGUUUUGUUGCAUUUCUAUUCCCUUUGCAAUUUGGGGGAAACACGUAUUCAUGGGGCUCUUCCCAUGUCAUUAUCCCCCUUGUUCUAUCUGGGGUCGGGUUUAUCCUUUUUCUUGGGUGGCAGCACUAUGUGGGGGAUCGUGCGCUGCUUCCAAAGUCUGUCAUUCGACGACCCCUCAUUGGAGCGUGCUUCAUCGCCUUCUGUGACUUUUAUGCUGUGAACGUUGGUAUUUACUAUAUUCCACUUUGGUACCAGUCACAGGGGCGCAGUCCGAUUCAGUCUGGCAUUAGUAUCCUUCCGUUUCUCCUGUCGCUCGUUAUCGCGUCCAUUGUGACAGGAGCCUACGCAAACGCCACAGGAAGAUACUGGCCUAUCAUGGUCGUUUCCCCUCUCCUAUACUCUAUCGGAUCUGGACUAAUGUACACGGUGGGAGUCGGUUCCUCCGAAGGGAAGCUAAUCGGCUAUCAGAUCAUUAGUGGCAUUGGAAUUGGAUGUGCACUCCAAAUGCCUGAUAUAUCCAUACAGUCUGAACUAGCCUACGAAGAAGAGCUUAUUCCACGGGCGGCAGGUAUGAGUAGCCUCGUAGAGAAUCUCGGCGCCAUCGUUGGUCUCGCGAUUGCUGGUUCCGUGUUUCUCAAUCAGCUCAAAGUGAAUCUGCACCAAUACGCCCCUUCUCUGCCACCUUCAGUGGCAGUGAGCGUGCAGCAAAGCAUAUCAAACAUUUUUACUCUUCCUGCCAAUGAGCAAGCUGCUGUGGUACAGGCAUAUGUAAAGACUCUCGACCAAGUGUUUCUCAUUGGCGUACCUAUCGGCGCCAUUUCGAGUGUAAUAUCUCUGACAUGCAUACACAACUACAAUCUCAAGACGAGGGGCUCUUCUUCUACUUUGGAUGCUGAUGAAGUGAAAGACAUUAAGCCUUGAAUCUUACUCGCUCAAUGUACUUACACAUCACAAAAAUGUUAACACG